Molecule: messenger RNA, 2016 nt
Organism: Fusarium redolens
Lineage: Eukaryota; Fungi; Ascomycota; Sordariomycetes; Hypocreales; Nectriaceae
Product: fungal-specific transcription factor domain-containing protein
Exons: 6
Coding region: 209-1921 (570 amino acids)
Biological process (GO): DNA-templated transcription; regulation of DNA-templated transcription
Cellular component (GO): nucleus
Molecular function (GO): DNA-binding transcription factor activity, RNA polymerase II-specific; DNA binding; zinc ion binding
Source: RefSeq, a predicted model, not a curated record
AGUAACCCAAAACAGGAAGGCAUGCUGACAUUCUCCCCACAGCUCAAGUCAAAGAGCAAAGUAUCCUGAUCAAACAACUCAAUAUCCCUCCCCCCGAAACAUAGUCACGAUCGUACCAUCUCGAUCUGCACAAUAGCCCAACGCCUGCUAUAGGCCUUCGUUAUCUGGUCCUGUUCGCCAAGACGGACCCCGCCGACGCCACUAAACCAUGUCCGUGUCUGAGGGGUCACCCUCCCAAUCGCCACAGGCACCCUCAAGCUCCGAAUCUGACCUGGGGCCUCUGUCGCCGUGGUCGUGCCAAAGAUGUAGAAUGCGCAAGUUGAAAUGUAAUAGGGUGUUGCCAAUCUGUGGCCGGUGUGUCAAGAUUGGCGAAGUCUGCGAUUAUCCCUCGGCGAGGAAGAAGCCGGUCAUUAAUCCCGCCAACAGACCACGACUUCGGGAUAUGCAGAGUCGCAUCCGAGACUUGGAGGCUAGAUUAGAAGCUCAGCACAGUCCGCCCGAAUUCCAGCCUUUCAGUACAAGUACAGAACUUGUUGAUACUGGCCGAUUUGAGGGCUUACCACCUCCGCAUCUGGUCGAUGAGCUAACAUCCAUAUACUUCACCAAACUUCAAUCUGACUCAUUCAUGAUCCAUGGCGAGAGGUACAUCGCGUCUCUCUACCGGCCUGCUCAUAUGCAGCCGCCCAUGUGCCUGCAGUAUGCCAUCCUAGCUGCUGGAGCAAGCGCAUCGCCUACUUACAAGCACAUGGCUGAAGCAUUCUAUGUGCGUGCACGGCAGUACAUCCAAGCUGAUGAGAUGAAGAGCGAUAGCGACCAAAUAUCACUGGCGCAUUGCCAAGCUUGGGUUCUUAUGAGCCAUUUUGAAGCGCAGCAUCUCUGGUUCUCACGAGCAUCAAUGAGUAUAGCAAGAGCUAUCCGGUUAGCCCAAAUCCUUGGACUUCACCGAUUAGACGGGAAGAAUGCAGCAGGCCUGACACUCCCGAUUGCAUUGGACUUCACAGAGGAGGAAGAGCGCAGAAAGACCUUCUGGGUCAUUUUCACGACUGAUCGUAUCACAAGCAGUACAGGCGGAUGGCCGACCAUGAUGGACUGGCGUAGCAUACAAACACGACUGCCGUCUUCCAUUGAUGCGUUCCUAUCCAGCACGCCAAUAGCCACUCUAACCCUCAGGCAGGCGCUAGGCCAAGGCAUGUAUGAGCUUUCGACGAGUGCUUGCAGAGUUGUGGCUGUACAUCUUUUCAACGAAUGCUUCAACUUCUCCAGAAAUGUCGAGGAAGAUGAGGACAGCAAUGACUGGCAACAACUCCAGCAACUCGAUGAAGCAGUCACAAAUGCAUUCGCGACACUACCGUUGGAUCUUAGAUGCCCAGAAAACAUGGAAAGCCCUGAAGCUGUACUCAUCAAUCUCCAGUUACAUACGGCCCUGAUAUGCAUUCAUCAAUCUGCACUGACAAGAUCGCAGGUGGAUAUGGCCGCGCUACCCACCACAAAAGCAAGAGUGAUGGAAUCAGCUGUUCAAAUAAUGAUUACUGUGGCUUUGGUCACGGAUUUGAGCACGAGGUUCCGCAACCCGCUGGUAUCGUUUGCGACUUUCAUCGCGGCCUCAUUUUUCUUGUCGGACUUCCUCACGACUGGUGAUCUUCAAAGCGAGGCCAACUUUACAGCUCUCAUGACUGUUAUGGUCGAAGUGGGCAAGAACAACAUGUUUGCAGCGUCUUUGGCUGUUCGAUUAGCGCAGACGUUGAGAGCGUCUGGUGUUGAUCAAGGGACUGUUGGGAAGGUGGGAGUGAUGAUGGCUGACCUUAAUAUUGAUCAUCCAAUUCCGGGACAAGAGGAUAAAGAGAACGGUAUUGUGAUAUUAUGCCCUACUGCAACUACUCCAGAGCAGGUCGAUUUUGACCAAGGAAUUGUUUGGCAGUAGACAUCAGCCAGAUUUGUUGUUCACUAGUGCAUAAACGAAAACCAACAUAUGUAAUUGAAGCAUUUAUCGCUCCGCGUGAUGCCACCAAAUUGCGG